UUGUCUUAUUUUUUCAAAGACGAUUUAAAUUUAAAACGCGAGUUAAUUACACAUUUAAACUAUUUUCACACUAAAACCUCUUUUUUAAAUAAUUAAAUUAAAUUAAACUCCACAUUAAUCAAAAUGUCGCAAAGUUCGGCCUCAUCCAACUCCAGUAGCAGCAGCAAAAGUCAGUAUGAGGUGUUGAGAGAAAGUUUGAGAAAAAAAUUGAGCGAGAAGAAUUUUCUGACAGAUCUUUUGGCCAGGGCGGAACUCUCAACUGGACUCGAUCGCGUCAACAUUGUUCUCGGUCUCGGUAUCUUGAUUGGUUUGUAUCUUAUGAUUGGAUAUGGCUCAUCAUUCCUAUGCAAUCUGAUUGGAUUUGCAUAUCCAGCCUACAAAUCGAUCAAAGCGAUCGAGUCGAAGGAUAAGGACGACGAUACGAAAUGGCUAAUCUACUGGGUAGUUUACAGUCUGUUCCUACUCUGCGAGUACUUUGCCGACCUUCUCCUCUUUUGGAUACCACUGUAUUGGUUUCUCAAGUGCGUCUUUCUCAUCUACUGCAUGCUUCCCGAGCCAUACAAUGGCUCAAUCUUUAUUUACUCGAACAUCGUCCGCAAGUUCUUCCUGAAACACCGAGCCACAAUCGAAUCCGGUGUCCAACAGGCCACUGACAUUGGCAGGUCACUUGUAGAUGAAGGCAAGAAGUUGGCGGAGGAUUCAUUGAAUGAUGUUCUCAGAAACAGUCUGAAGAGUGAUUAGCCACUGACGGAAGAGAAAGACCAGCUCACCAACUUUAAAUGACACAAAAAUAACAUUAAAUCACCUUAAAAUGACUUUAGACACUUUUCAUCAGGCGUAAAUCACUUUGGGUUCGUAAGGUCACUUUUAAAUUUAGGAUUUAUUUGGUAGUUAGUUUGAGUAACCUGGCGAAAAAAUAUACCUACGUAGUCAAUUAUUAUUACUAUUAUUGAUAUUUUUAUUGCUAUUAUUUUUUUUUUACUAUGAUUAUCAUUAUUAUUACGCAUUAUUCAAUUAUAUACGGCCAAAUCACCUUAAAAUUGGCUGAGUUAACAUAAUGAAGCUGCUUCUAUACACGUGACAUCAAUCACAUUUACAUUACAACAUAUCGACAGAAAUGACCAUAAAUGCAUUACGUUACAUUAAAAUUACAUUAAAUGCGCCGAACAUGACACGAGAAGACAUUAAACACAUCAUUAUACAUUACACUGGUUACAUCAGGUUAAUUCACAUCACCAGAUUAUCGCGAUACGCUGUGCUGGUACGUAAGGUUGUCAUUAGUAACAUUUUCCAUUGGUCUUUAGAGUUCCGUGUUGAAAUGUUUCACAUACGGGCACUUAUUAAUGUUCAUUCCUUCGUUCAGUCGUUCGUUUAUUCAAUCAUUCUUACGUUUGUUUAGUCAUUUUUGCAUUCAUUCCUUCGCUUGUUUGUUCAUUCAUUCAUUCAUUUGUUUAUUAAUUAGUUGGCUAAUUCAUUCAUUCAUUUUGUCAUUAUUAUUUAUUCAUUCGUUUUUUCAUUCAUAUUUGAUUCAUUCGUUUUUUCAUUUACGCUCAUUCAUUCCUAGUCUCUAUCCUGCCCUCGUAAUAGAUUUCUAUCCAGUUAAUUUCAUUUAUUUUUGUUUAUUCGUUCAUUCUUCCAUUCAUUUUUCUUCAAUAAUUCUUUUGUUCAUUCAUUCAUGAAUUUUAUUAAAUCAAGUUUAAUUUUUCAUGCGUUCAUUCAUCCAUGCAUUCGUUAAUUCAUUCAAAUUUUCAGUCAAACAUUCCAAAUCUCAUUUCUUGCCAUGAUUCUUCAACAUCCAUCUUAAAUUAAUGUUGUAAUUUUCGCAUAUGGACAAGUCAUAAAUGAGUUAUUGAUAGUCAUUCAUGCACGCACGCACACACGCACUGACAGAUAUAAUUAGAAAGACAGACAGUUAGAUAGAUAGAUAGAUAGAUAGAUAGAUAGAGACAGACAGACAGACAGAUAGAUAGAUAGAUAGAUAGAUAGAUAGAUAGAUAGAGAGAUAGAUAGACAGACAUAGAGAGAUAGAUAGACAGACAUGCAUAUCUAUACCUACACAUUUGUGACCAUGGAUUUAUGUAUGUUUAUUAAUUCAGCAUCUCAACCCACCGAUUAUUCAGCUACGUUCUUUUCAAUUCGUUGCGUGCGUGUGCGUGUUUGGGCCACCCUGUGUUAUUAUUAUUAUAGCUGCUUUAAUUUUAUAUAAAUAAUGGUUUUAAAUAUUGGUGAUAUUAUUAAUUUUAUUUACUUUUUGUCUGAAUCAAUGAAAGUUUAUGUGAGUUAAUACUUGAUUUUAAGAAAUUCAUAGCCAAAAAAAUGAAAUGAUGGAGAUUUAAUGUGUUCUUUUAUAUUAUUCCUAUAUAAAUUAACGUGUUUUAAAAUAGUAAUUUGUUGUUCGUUCAUACAUUCAUUAUAUUUAUGUUGGUGUGGGUGUUAUAAAUACAUACACACACACGUACGCACACCGCACACGUACACACACACACACAUUCUUGGUAUAGACAUUAAUAAACAACCAAGUCACUAACUACAAAGGUUUAUUCAGUUUAAUAAACUAUUAUUAAAUUUUAAA
This is a messenger RNA of Helobdella robusta, 2572 nucleotides long. RefSeq lists its product as hypothetical. Lineage: Eukaryota; Metazoa; Annelida; Clitellata; Rhynchobdellida; Glossiphoniidae. The record is from RefSeq and is a predicted model, not a curated record. Bases 124 to 741 code for a protein of 205 amino acids. The transcript is spliced from 7 exons.